This is a messenger RNA of Haliotis rubra (blacklip abalone), 1959 nucleotides long. Its product is annotated as barH-like 1 homeobox protein. The transcript is spliced from 3 exons. The record is from RefSeq and is a predicted model, not a curated record. Gene Ontology annotation, biological process: regulation of DNA-templated transcription. Gene Ontology annotation, molecular function: DNA binding; DNA-binding transcription factor activity, RNA polymerase II-specific. NCBI's taxonomy places the organism in Eukaryota, Metazoa, Mollusca, Gastropoda, Lepetellida, Haliotidae. The coding region runs from base 312 to 1370 and encodes 352 amino acids.
UUGACGAGAUGCGAUCAAUUGCCAGUGUAUUCAAACGCUAUUAAAUUGACAUGGAAUAGAAUCGAGCGAACCGUCAAUACACGCAGUAUCGCCGACCGUCAUCCGCCGACCCCCGAGGAGACAACCCUGUUUACUCACCCACAUAUCCCCCCCUCGGUAGCUGGCUGAUCAGUGAGAGAGUGGACCGACUCACGAUAUUACCCGAUAUCUGACGUCUUGUUGUCAGAUUCCCCGACACUGUUUCAGACAUCUGAAGUUUGUUUAUUAUCAAGACAUGCAACAGUAACUCUCAAAGUUCAUCUCUACAGCUGAUGAUGGAGAAAGGAGCGGCAUCUCCACUGCGGGAGGAGGAAGAGAGACGGGUACCCUUGGAUUCAGACGCGGAGUUGUCGGAUGGGGGCUCAGACAUUGAUGUGACAGAGAGCAGAGUUUGUGACAGUGACAGCAACAGCAACAUCGAACACAGCAGCAACAUCGACCACAAGAGCGGCAACGACCGUUCGUCACCAAAUUCAACGCAAUGCCAUACUUCUAUCAAACCAACUGUAAAAGUUUUGCCACGACCGUCCUUCCUAAUAACAGACAUUCUUGGGCAGAGAGGCACCAACUUGUCUGACAGACUAUCAAGGGAUGUGCGAGGUAGGGACACAACGCCCGUUAGUGCUAGGGCGUUUGGCCACAUAACUGACAGUAACUUACUUGGGCACCUAUCCGACACAUCUAGAGUCGGGCACCUGCCCGACACAUCUAGACUCGGGCACUUGUCAGAUAGUGCCAGAAACGCUGGACAUCUUUCAGACAGAUCGCGGUCUCGCUCUCCCCUCUACAAGAAAGCGGACACAUCCCUAAGCGACAGUGACGACGAGGAUGACGUCGACGAUGGUGAUGAAACUGACCCCCUCAUGAUAAAGUCCAAGAAGCCCCGCAAGGCCCGCACGGCCUUCACUGACCACCAGCUGAGCUGUCUGGAGAAAAGUUUCGAGAGACAGAAAUACCUCAGUGUCCAGGACAGGAUGGAACUGGCGGCCAAACUCAACCUCACGGACACCCAGGUGAAGACGUGGUACCAGAACAGAAGAACCAAGUGGAAGAGACAGACAGCCGUCGGUCUGGAACUCUUGGCGGAAGCUGGCAACUAUGCCGCCGUACAGCGCAUGCUCCAGACCAACCCCUACUGGUUCACGUAUCAUCCCCAGGCUGCGUCCAUCCUCUCUAACAUAGACGCAUUCUACUUCCGCCACGGAGAGUCAGCCUUUACGCAGGCACAGAGGCCCUCACUACCCCGGAUGUUCAUCCACGGGCUCCAACAACACGUGAGUCAGCUCCCAACACCAACAGGGUCCACUGUGUUCCCGGAGAACCGAGGAUGAAUGUCCCCCGAGCUGACCAACGAUGGCUGUGUAUGAAGUGAAGCUUGGACAGAUAGGUUACACGGCUGAACUUUGUGAAAACAAGAGAUGCGUGUUGUGUUCAUGUGGCCAUCUGUAGAGGAGGUUGGCGCGACCUAUGACGUGCCCAGUGACGACACGUCUCGGCGUCGACCUGAUAUGAGUCCUGUUCUGUGUGACAGAGCUGUUCUUAUGUUCUGUGUGACAGGGCUGUCCUUAUGUUCUGAAUCCCAGCUUUGAUCAGAUGUCUGUUUAUUCAAAUAACUGUUGUUUUGUGGGUUUUUACGAACACUUAAUGUGACGUCACUGCUACGACCACUUCAUAUACUGUCACAAGUGCUAGAGCGUUCUUUUGACUCCCCCUGUUCGACUGACUGUGCUAUGAACACUAAAUACACUGUCACAAGUUCCAGAGUGCUCUUCUGAUGUCCCCUUUGUUCGAAUGACUGUACUCUGAACACUAAGUGUGCUGUCACAAAGUACUAGAACGUCCAGAUUGUCUAUACCGUGCAUUGAAGCCUGCUGGUGCUGGGCGUUGCAUGGGUUGUAUUCAUGUUACCAUUAUAUUAUC